Messenger RNA from Homarus americanus (American lobster), 1434 nucleotides. Its product is annotated as proteoglycan 4-like. The record is from RefSeq and is a predicted model, not a curated record. The coding region runs from base 1 to 1434 and encodes 477 amino acids. The transcript has 3 exons. Lineage: Eukaryota; Metazoa; Arthropoda; Malacostraca; Decapoda; Nephropidae.
AUGCUACUGGCUUCCUCCUCCACACCUACCCAGGCUCCUUCUCUGCCUAAUACUCGUAUAACUAAACUUAUCCGAACGCGUAGUAGUGUUCGGAUGGGUAAUUCAGAACUAACCCAGUACCAAGAGAACCAACCCAGUAUUACCACCACCAAGAGAACCAACCCAGUAUUACCAACACCAAGAGAGCAACCCAGUAUUACCAACCACCAGAGAACCAACCCAGUAUUACCAGCAGAGACCAGCAGUAUUACCAACACCAAGAGAACCAGCGGUAUUGCCAACACCAAGAGAACCAACCCAGUAUUACCAACACCAAGAACCAACCCAGUAUUACCAACACCAAGAACUAACAGUAUUACCACCACCAAGAGAACCAGCAGUAUUACCAACACCAGAGAACCAACCAGCCAGCAGUACCAACACCAAGAACCAGCAGUAUUACCAACACCAAGAGGCCAGCCCAGUAUUACCACACCAAGAGAACCAGCCCAGUAUUACCAACACCAGAGAACCAACCCAGUAUUACCAGCACCAAGAGAACCAGCAGUAUUACCAACACCAAGAGAACCAACAGUAUUACCAACACCAAGAGAGCCAACCAGUAUUCCCAACACCAAGGAAGAGCCAACCCAGUAUUACCAACACCAAGAGAACCAGCCAGUAUUACCAACACAGAACCAGCCCAGUAUUACCAACACCAAGAGAACCAGCAGUAUUACCACCACCAGAGACCAACCCAGUAUUCCAACACCAGAGGCCAGCAGUAUUACCAACACCAAGAGAACCAACAGUAUUACCAGCACCAGAACCAACAGUAUUACCAACACCAGAGAACUAACCAGUAUUACCACCAAGAGACCAACCAGUAUUACCAACACCAAGAGAACCAACCGGUAUUACCAACACCAGAACCCAGCGUAUUACCACCACCAAGAACCAGCAGUAUUACCAACACCAAGAGAACCAACCCAGUAUUACCAACACCAAGAGCCAACCCAGUAUUACCACCACCAAAGAACCAACAGUAUUACCACCAAGAGAACCAACCCAGUAUUACCACCACCAAGAACCAACGUAUUACCAACACAGAGCCAACCCAGUAUUACCACCACAAGAACCAGCAGUAUUACCAACACCAAGAGACUAACCCAGUAUUACCACCACCAGAAACCAACAGUAUUACCACCACCAGAGAACCAACCCAGUAUUACCAACACCAAGAGAACCAACAGUAUUACCACCACCGAGAACAGCAGUAUUAACACCAAAGGUGUAUUACCACCACCAAGAACCAACCCAGUAUUACCACCACAAGAGACAGCAGUAUUUGCCACCACCAGAGAACCAGCAGUAUUACCAACACCAAGAGAACCAACCCAGUAUUACCAACACCAAGAAAACCAGCAGUAUUACCAACACCCUCCUGAAUCAUAA